Lates calcarifer (barramundi perch) is the source of this 3404-nucleotide messenger RNA. RefSeq names its product ras-related protein Rab-8A. The coding region runs from base 68 to 688 and encodes 206 amino acids. Gene Ontology annotation, molecular function: GTP binding; GTPase activity. The record is from RefSeq and is a predicted model, not a curated record. The transcript has 8 exons. NCBI's taxonomy places the organism in Eukaryota, Metazoa, Chordata, Actinopteri, Centropomidae. Gene Ontology annotation, cellular component: synaptic vesicle; trans-Golgi network transport vesicle; plasma membrane. Gene Ontology annotation, biological process: protein secretion; regulation of exocytosis; protein localization to plasma membrane.
CUCACCGCAGUGACGUCACUGUCUCCACACCGGGCGGGAUAUCCGCAGUAGUAAGCUAGCUAAUAACAUGGCGAAGACUUACGAUUACUUGUUUAAACUACUUUUAAUCGGCGAUUCCGGCGUCGGAAAGACCUGCGUGCUAUUCAGAUUUUCAGAAGAUGCCUUCAACUCAACGUUUAUCUCAACUAUAGGUAUUGACUUCAAGAUCAGAACAAUAGAAUUAGAUGGGAAGAAAAUCAAACUACAGAUAUGGGAUACAGCAGGACAGGAGAGGUUCAGGACCAUCACAACAGCCUACUACAGAGGAGCCAUGGGCAUCAUGUUAGUGUAUGACAUUACCAAUGAGAAGUCCUUUGACAACAUCAAGAACUGGAUACGGAAUAUAGAAGAGCAUGCCUCAGCAGAUGUGGAGAGGAUGGUCCUUGGGAACAAAUGUGAUGUCAAUGACAAGCGACAGGUGUCCAAAGAAAGAGGAGAGAAGCUGGCGCUGGAGUAUGGUAUCAAGUUCAUGGAGACCAGUGCAAAAGCGAACAUCAAUGUCGAGAACGCCUUCUUAACCCUCGCCAGAGACAUCAAAGCAAAAAUGGACAAGAAGCUGGAGGGCAACAACCCGCAGGGCAGCAGUCAAGGAGUAAAGAUUACAGAACAGCCCAAGAAGAGCAGUUUCUUCCGCUGCACGCUCCUGUGAGGAGAUGGGAGCAUUGGCAUCCACCAUCGCCUUAACUGUGUCCCCCACUGGACAGAACUGGACAGAGCACACUCUGAUUUCUCUCUUUUAUCCUCCUCCACUUGUCUUCCUUCCUCCUCUUUUUGGUUUGUCCUGUGCUUGUCUACUAGGAACAACAAAAGUUUUUUGCUACCAAGGUUUACCAGUCUUCCACUGGCCCCUGUGGAUCUAACUUCUGUGGCCUCUGUUACAUGCUAAACCUCAUUUCUUUUUUUUUUUUUCAUAGUUGCUCCUUAAAUCUCUGGUUUCAACUUAAUUCCUUAAAUUUUAUUGACUUUUAAAGACUGCCUCCUUGUGAGACACUAAAGGUGAUCAAACUGCUUUUUCUAAGUAAUUGCCUUGUAGUCAUUAUCUUUACAAUACCUGUUGUCACUUGGCGAAGUCUUAUUUAUUCAAUCCUUAUCUCCAAAAACAGCCCAAGUUAUACUUCCAGAGUAUGCUUACCAGUCCAAUGGGCUUUCUAAUUUUAUAUACGUAAUCUGUCGAAUAAUGCGACCUACUGUAUCCAAGGUGAUUAGAGUACAAUCCCAGUUGAGUGCAGUUUUUUUGAAGUAUUAUACUACGUGUGUGUAUGGACCGGUUGGCCCAGAUUUCUAUAUAUCCACAUUAGGUAAAAGCAACAUGUAAAUAUGUAUCAUUAAUUAUGAUUCACCAUAUGAAACAGUAGUGCCAGUGCAUUUUACUCGUCAUAUCAACAUUGGAGUUUACAUGUCCUCUGUCCACCUUUUCUACUCAUGUCUUUCUGUUGAUUUCUUAGGCUGAAACAUUCCAUUCAUUCCUCUUGUGAACACUUUAAUGUGCAAUGUAGUGUUUUAGAGCCCAGAUUUAGUUUUGUCUUAAGUAUUCACAUGGUUGCAGUACGGCUGGGUUCUUGACAAUGUAUGCUUGUCUUAAGGGCACACAGAUUCCUUUUGUAGUUGCUUUCCUCAUUUUCGGUAUUGCAAUCUAUUCUUUGGAAAAGCGAGAUGUGUGUAGGGUUGAGGAAGACAAUUAUUCGAUGCACUUGUACAGUUGGACUAGCAAUACCUAACUCUUAACACCUGGAGGCAAUGCAGUUACACAGCAAUGGAAUCAGAGCGAUGAUAAAAUCAUUGUUUUAUACAUUCAUACUUCCUCCAGUUGUCAGUUCCAAUGGGGGGAACAUGUACACAACUGUUUUUUCUGGGCCUUGGAUAGGGGCUGUGCUGUAGCAGUAUUUAUGGAGUGAAACAAAACAUAGCACCAAAUGACAAAGUGCCCUUUUAUGUUCUUAUUGAUUAUGCACUUUUCUUGUUCUUUCUGUAAAAAAAAAAAGAAGUUCUUGACAUUUGUUGACUAUGUUUGUUGCAAGUCUUAACUGAAAGCAAAGAAUAUUCAUGCACAACUUUUCCCUGUGUCUGGGAUUCCUAAAAACAUCUGAGCACUGACAUGGCCUGUGAUUUGAAGAUGUUAUUCCCAACAACAUUCCCAUUCAUUGGUAUUUUUCCAACUUUUUAUACAUUUGCAUCCCUGUCGAUGCUUUUGGGAACCCCAGAUGCCCCUUACCCCAUAUUCACCCAGUCUUUUUCUCUUAUGCCCUCCCCUCCUCCACCUCUUUCUAGAUAUCCCAUGUCCUCUUAAGGCAGUCUUAACUAUGCAUUGUGGGUGCGUAGAAAGCCACAAAAAGCUUUGCACAUUUGACUUGACAAGCUUUAUUUGAGAUUAGAAAUGUGCAUAGCAUCCUUAUGGUUUUAUUUUCUGCUGUCACUCCAAAUUGUAUUGUGUUUGCUUGGAUUAAGAUGUUCAGGCUUGGAAAUUAAUUGAAAGCUGGUUAAAAAUCUCCUCAGAAGUCAGUUCUGCUGAAAAGAGUCUGUAACUGCAUAAAUGUUAACCUGUGGAUUUAAAUCUUCCUUGUCAUCUUUUGAUGGCUCAGCACUAUUUUUCUUCAACUGGCUCUUCCAAAAAAUGCAGUUUUGAACUUAAGUUUGGCUUAAAUUUGGUCUGUAAAAUGAGCUCAGUUCCUCUUUUGAUUGGAGUCAUUUGUAAUUCUCUCCCAUUUUAAAUCUACCAGUUGUCAGUCAACAUAUCUUCAGCAGUCCUUAACUAAAUUUAAAUUUCAUUGCUGAUUAUUGAUGGAUUUCAUGGGGAAUAAAUUAAAUAAUUCAGCAAUUGUAAAUAAGAUCUACAAUGAUUGUACUGUAGUUUCAUAAAUCUUAUUGAUCUACACCUUUUGUAGAUAAGUGUACUUUUGAUGAUUUAUUAAAAAUGAGAUUCUUAAAAAAUGUUUAGUCAACUUAUUAUAUUUGCACCAUUUUGUUGGUGGAGACUCAUGUAUAUUAAAUAUGUAAUACAAUAUCAGGGAGGUUAAUUUAAACAUGUUUUAUUAAUGGAUUUUACUUAGAAACAAAAAAUGUAAUCAAGCAGCAUUUGCCACUUUUCAUCCAAAUUCCACUUUAUAUUAACAUGAAAAUUCUAUUCAGAAGGACUUUGUGAAGGUUUCUAAACAUUUCUCAACCAGCCAUGAUGUAUGGAGGACCAAAGUUGAGCUUCUAGGAAAUAUACACUUGAGAUCAUAAAAUGGUAUUUUAAAAAAAAGUGUUUUUUUUUUUUUUUUUUUUUUUUCAAAUUGGUUAUUGAAUUUGAACAAUGGAUUGAUUAAAAAAAAAACCAACUAAUUGAGCAAUUCAAAUGCAAUAAAGAUCAUGAUGAAAGAUUUAAA